Molecule: messenger RNA, 1992 nt
Organism: Neopelma chrysocephalum (saffron-crested tyrant-manakin)
Lineage: Eukaryota; Metazoa; Chordata; Aves; Passeriformes; Pipridae
Gene: REM1
Product: RRAD and GEM like GTPase 1
Exons: 4
Coding region: 535-1410 (291 amino acids)
Biological process (GO): negative regulation of high voltage-gated calcium channel activity
Cellular component (GO): plasma membrane
Molecular function (GO): GTP binding; calcium channel regulator activity; GTPase activity
Source: RefSeq, a predicted model, not a curated record
CCCGGGCAGGGGCUCGGCUCUCUCCUUACUUGGCGGUUCUGGGCUGAGCAGGCCCCUGGGAGCACGGCCGGGCACCGGGAGGACCCUGCCCCACACGGGAAUGGAGCGUGGCAGAGCCCCCGCCCACGGCAGCACAUCUCGCGGCAUCCCGGUGCGACCGCUGCUCCCCGGGACCGAGGGGAUACAUCCCUGGGGAAGUCGCCGUUCCCCGGCACCGCAAGCCCCGCGGGGACCUCGGGGACCGGGACAGGGCAGCCGGGCCGGCCCGGGGCCGGUGCGGGCGGGGGUGUCCGGCGGGGGAGGGACCGACGCGGCGAGGGGCUCCACCCCCGGGGCUUAAAGAUCGGGGCGGGCGAAGCGCGGCCGUCCCGGGGAAGUUUUGCCCGAGUUGCCGCCAGUUCAGACCGGGAGCGGAUCCAGGAGCGAGAUCGGGAGCGGGAGUGGCGCGAUCGGAAGCUACCGGGAGCCGGUGCCCCUCGGGGUGACACGCACCCCCCGCCCACCCUCCAUCCCUCUCUGCCCUCGGUGCCGGUGAUGACCCUGAACACGCAGCCCGGGAACAAGAGCCCGCUGCGGCGGAGGGCCAGCACCCCGCUCCCGAGGCCGGGGGGCACCGGGGCCACCUCGCGUCGGGAGCCCUGUCACCCCCAGCUCGGCCACACCGCCUCCGAGCCGGGCGGCAGGGUCCCCCGCGGCAGCUGGUCCUCCGACUCCUCGGGCUCCUCCGGCCCCCGGGAGCCCCGGUACCGGGUCGUACUGCUGGGUGACCCCGGCGUCGGCAAGACCAGCCUGGUCAACCUCUUCGCUGGCGUUCAGGAGCGGGACCUGCUAGAGCAGCACGGAGAGGCCGCAUACGAACGCACGCUGACCGUGGAUGGAGAGGAGACCACGCUGCUGGUGCUGGACAUCUGGGAGCCGGAGCAGCGGGGUGAGGAGAGCCGGCGCCGCAGCCAUUGCCUGCAGGUGGGGAAUGCCUACGUCAUCGUCUACUCCAUCACCGACCGGGGCAGCUUCGAGAGCGCCUCGGAGCUGCGCAUCCAGCUGCGCCGGGCGCGCCAGGCCGAGGACAUCCCCAUCAUCCUGGUGGGGAACAAAACCGACCUGGUGCGGUGCCGCGAGGUCUCCGUCGAAGAGGGCCGGGCCUGUGCCGCCGUGUUUGACUGCAAGUUCAUCGAGACAUCGGCGGCUCUGCAGCACAACGUGGCCGAGCUCUUCGAGGGGGUGGUGCGGCAGAUCCGCCUGCGCCGCGGGGGAAAGGAGUCCCACCCGCACCCUGUGCCCGGCCAGAAGCACAAGGAAAGCCUCAGCAGGAGAGCCCGGCACUUCCUCGACAGGCUGGUGGCCAGGAACAGCAGCAAGGGGGCCCUCAAAGUCCGCUCCAAGUCCUGCCACGACCUGUCUGUGCUCUGAGAGCCACCAUCCCGUCCCUCUGAACACGCUGGCUGGGACUCUCCUCUUCCAACAGCGUGGCCAGCAGCUCCAUGGAGAGCCCAGACAGGACUGGAGCGAUGCUGAGGACAUGGAGCUGUUUUCACCAGUGCUCAGGGUUGCUGAGGUGCUGUGGAUCCAGCUGCUUCCCCUUCAGGAGAGGGGACAAGUCAGACUGAGUCCAUGGAGCGGAGGGUGGGACAGGUACUUGUGCUUGAGGUGAUGGGAUUUUGGAUCCCAGCUGCUCCUGGGGAGCCAGAGGUGAGGGGUGGCCAUGCCCCAGUGCAGGGUUGGAGGUUGCCAGGAGCAUGGCAGGUCCUGCUCGUGGUGCCCAUCCUUUGCAGGGCAUAGGGACUGGCGAGAACACCAUAGCAGUGUCCACCUCGGACUUCCUGGAGCCUGGCUGGGGAGAGGGGACAGGGGAGCAUCGCCUGGCACCCUGGCCCUGCUGUGCCAGGGCUUUGUGCCACGUGUCCCUGGCACCAGUGUUUCUCGGAUGGAGGGUUUUGUGAUGUCUCUGUACUGGUGCGAUGGGGAAACCCUCAAUCUGCAGAAUAAACCGCA